Messenger RNA from Magallana angulata, 2296 nucleotides. Its product is annotated as glucosidase 2 subunit beta-like. Gene Ontology annotation, cellular component: glucosidase II complex. Bases 61 to 1710 code for a protein of 549 amino acids. The transcript is spliced from 17 exons. NCBI's taxonomy places the organism in Eukaryota, Metazoa, Mollusca, Bivalvia, Ostreida, Ostreidae. Gene Ontology annotation, biological process: N-glycan processing. The record is from RefSeq and is a predicted model, not a curated record. Gene Ontology annotation, molecular function: protein binding; calcium ion binding.
ACCAAUCGGAAGUCUCCACCUCUGCCAAGCAGUCUAUCUUUGCUGCAAAAUUAUACAAAGAUGGGCGGCUAUAUGUAUUGUAUAUACUUUUUACUGAUAGUAGGAGUAAAAGUCAGUGCUGAAAUUGGAAGACCAAGAGGUGUUUCAAUAUCAAUGGCUUCUAAAUAUGAGCCAAAUGACCAGAAGAUAUUUCGGUGUCUUGAUGGGUCAGGAACAAUUCCAUAUGAACACUUAAAUGACGAUUAUUGUGACUGUGCCGAUGGAUCAGAUGAACCAGGAACUUCAGCUUGUACAAAUGGAAAGUUCCACUGCACAAAUGCUGGGUACACUCCCAAAAAUAUACAGUCCUCAAGAGUGAAUGAUGGAGUGUGUGACUGCUGUGAUGGAUCAGAUGAGUAUGAAGGAAAAAUUGAAUGUGUCAACAAUUGCAAGGAGCUUGGAAAGAAAAUGAGGGAAGAACAAGAUGAGAAAAGAAGAUUACAAGAGGAGGGGUUCAAAAAGAGGGAAGGAUUCAUUGCUGAGGCUAAUAAUAUGAUGGAGGGCAAAAAGUUAAAAAUACAAGAACUUGAAAAGGAAAAAACAGAACUUCAAGAUAAACUGAAAGAACUUGAAGCCAAAAAGGCAGAGGCCGAGGGUCCUGAAAAGGAGGCCAAAGACAAACAUGAACAGGCCUGGAAAGAACAAAAGGAGGUUAGAGACAAGGAGAGAAGUGCAAUCAAGGCCAGGGAAGCUUUUGAUGAACUAGAUCUAAACAAGGAUGGAUUUGUCGAUGUCCUUGAGAUCAUUCCCCACAUGGAGUUCGACAUUGAUUCUAAUGGAGUUGUGAGUGAAGAGGAGGCCAAGGAACAUUUAGAAGACAAUGAAAAAGUUGACUUUGAUGAGUUUAGUUCAAGAAUCUGGGGAAACAUUCAGAGUAUCUACAAGAAACUUGUACCAGAUGAUCAAAAGGAAGUCCCUCCACCCCCUGUGGAGCCCCAGGGUGAAACAGGUGUACCAGUCCCAAAUGAAGAACCACAGGCCACACCCCAUAUCACACCCAUUCCUGAUGAGGGUGAUGAUUACGAUGAUGAGGAUGAUGAAGAUGAGGAUGAUGAGAAGUCUAAACUGGAAUCUGCAACCAGUUCUGAAACUCAGGAACUACUACCCACCAGCGAGGACCUGUUUCCUCCCGAGGUCCAGGAAGAUGCAGUGGAUGAGGAUAAAAUGCCUGAGUAUGAUGAGGAGACCAAAGCUCUUAUUGCAGCUGCUGAUGAAGCGAGAAAAAACCACGAGGAAGCGGAUAAACGCUCACGAGAUAUUGACGGGGAGAUUACAACACUGACCUCAUAUUUAAACACAGAUUAUGGAAAAGACAAAGAAUAUGCAAUAUUGCGAGACAACUGUUAUGAAUAUACCGACCGGGAAUAUACAUACAAGUUGUGCCCUUUCGCUACUGCCUCCCAAAGACCAAAGGCUGGAGGUCACGAAACCAACUUAGGGCGUUGGGGCAGAUGGGAGAAUGAUUACAAGGUUCAAGUUUACGACCACGGACAAAACUGCUGGAACGGUCCAGACCGAUCAGUCAAGGUCCAUUUAACCUGUGGUCCGGAACACCAACUGACCAAUGCUUAUGAGCCAAGCCGCUGUGAAUAUGCAUUUGACUUUAUCACACCUUGUGCCUGUAAUCAGCCUCCUCAACCACAAGAUAAAGACCCACACGAUGAGUUGUAGAGAAUAGAUAAGAGAAACAUCCACAUGAAGAGUUGAAAUUACUAUACACAACAGAAAGAGAGAUUUUGUAAAUGCAAAAAACACUAGAUAUUUUUUUUUAUUUUUGAGUGUUAACACAAGUGAAAAUCAUGCAUUAUUCUAAAUUUUGUUAUUAGUUAAUUACUCUCAUACUUAUAUUAAUUUUUUUUUUCCAAUUUCCAAUUAUGCUGUAUGGAAUCUAAAGUGAAAAAUUUUUGUUUGUUGUAAAAAUGCAUGUAAAAAUCACUACAUUGUAUUAUUAAAAUGUGAUAUGAUUUAUUCAAUUGAGUUGAAUUUUUUUUCUGCAAUUUUUGGUCCUAUUAAGCUUUUUACAGGAUGUAAUGCUUAUCAAUUUCAGGUCUAAGGUUCACAUUCAAACUUUUUUGAUUUUAUUAAAUAUUUUGUCUCUGCCCAAAUCAACAUUUGUACUUAAUAGCACUAUAUUGUCUCCAAGUCCCAUAAAAGUAUUGAUUAUCUAUAAAAUAAAUUAUGAUUACCUAUAAAGGAAAUGAAGUUAAUUGAACAUAAAUUGUAAUCUGGUGGCAAUAAAUUUCCUCUGUGCAUUUUA